AUGGCUGCCAUGGUUCAGACUAUUCUCUCCAACACGCUGGUCCGACCUCCUGGCCAAACAUGUUUAUCGGAGCAUUGCACUUCCGUCGCGACGCUAUAUCCAUUCCUAUUCUAUGCUUAUAGCGCUUUACUGGCUAUCACGUCGCUCUUUGCCUCACGGCAGAUGCAGCUUACCGUGAAUUCUCAUCUAGUAGUUCUAUUACUUGUCGCAUUUGGCGUCCAAGCAUGGAACUAUCUUGUUCCAUUCGCCCUGUCCAACAAGGACCCCAACAAGCUACUGUAUGGCUGGCCAAUAUGGACUCAUAUUAGUUUAUUAGGGCUUGCUGCUGUGGUAAUACCAUUGUGCGUCCCGAGGCUGUAUAUUCCUCUCGACCCCAAAAAUCCAAGCCCACCCAAUCCGGAACAAACGGCGUCUCUUAUUUCUCUAAUGACCUAUACUUACCUCAACCCGAUCAUUUUUGCCGCGUAUCGUGCUCCCAAGCUUGAAUACGACCAACUUCCGCCUCUUGCUGACUAUGACCAUGCAGCUGUACUCAGGCAGCGCGGGCUCGAUGCAAUCGAUCCUAUGAAUACAGAGCGAAACAAAAUCAACACAUCUUCUGGGGAUUAA
Molecule: messenger RNA, 609 nt
Organism: Rhizoctonia solani
Lineage: Eukaryota; Fungi; Basidiomycota; Agaricomycetes; Cantharellales; Ceratobasidiaceae
Exons: 4
Coding region: 1-609 (202 amino acids)
Source: RefSeq, a predicted model, not a curated record